Molecule: messenger RNA, 858 nt
Organism: Bathycoccus prasinos
Lineage: Eukaryota; Viridiplantae; Chlorophyta; Mamiellophyceae; Mamiellales; Bathycoccaceae
Exons: 1
Coding region: 1-858 (285 amino acids)
Source: RefSeq, a predicted model, not a curated record
AUGAAGAAGAAUAGCGCGAAAGGUCUUUCCGACGACGCCGACUGUUCGUAUGAAAAAAUAGACUUUCAAAGCGUGAAAAACAGAGUCGUCGAGAAGAUUGAAACCGCCACGGUCGAGCGCGUGCCGUUCUCGCAUGUCUUCGUGAAAGGUAUAUUCUCCGAACGCGUGUACGCGUGCGCUUUGCGUCAUCUGGCGAACAAGGAUACCGAGGAAAAUCUUACGUACGUGCCGAUGGCAAAUUGGCCGGGGCGCAACUCCAUACCUCUGAUUGAUAAAUUCGGUAAGGUGAAAGCGAAGGAACCGUCGUUUUGGGGUCACUUAUCGCGAGCGUUGGGAAGUGACGAGGUGAAAAGUGCGUACGUGAGAAAAUUUGGAGCGACGAUGGAGAGGAGAUUUGGCGGCGUGAAAGUCGAACGCGUGUUGCAAAACGUAAGAUUGAAUCAUCGACUUGACCUGACGAGAGAUACGUCUGGAUAUUCGAUACCUCCGCAUACAGAUACGAACGAGAAGGCAGUGUCGAUACUGUAUUAUUUGGCAUUUCCAGAGACAUCAAAUACGUCGGUUGGUACGAGAAUGUAUGCUUCAAAGAAUAAAAGAGACGACGGUAUUCGAUACCCGCCGCGUGGAAGUACUUCAACGCCGUCUAAAAAUUUCAAUAACGAUUUUGAGGAAGUGGAGAGCAUCCCAUUCGUACCAAACGUAGUGUUUGCGUUCGCUCCGUGCUGGUCGAGUUGGCACGGCGUUGAGAAUAUUGGAAAUGGUGAAAGAGACACAAUCCAGGGUUUCGUAACGAUAGAAGAAUUGGUUGGAGAGGGACAUUUUGACAAAUACGGAAGUCAAAAACCGUGCGUCGCGUGA